Molecule: messenger RNA, 985 nt
Organism: Malus domestica (apple)
Lineage: Eukaryota; Viridiplantae; Streptophyta; Magnoliopsida; Rosales; Rosaceae
Product: probable plastid-lipid-associated protein 8, chloroplastic
Source: RefSeq, a predicted model, not a curated record
GUGCAAUCACUUCCUCCAUCUUCCCCAUUCGAAGCUCAGAGCUUACCUUCCAUGGCCGCUGCCGUAGCCUCAUCACUAGCCCUGUCAGCCUUCACCCUCAGAGGAGGCGCCGAUCCCUCGAAACCCAAAUUCCUCAACCUUUGCUCAAAGCCCACAAAUUUGGCUUUGACCGUUGCACCCCAAUCUCACAGUUGUCGGCGCAACUCUUUGAGAAUAUUGGCCUCUGUUUCCGUCUCCGAUCCUGGAGUUCGUACCGGUCCCGAAGAGCUCUCUGCGUCUAUUCUUUCCAAGGUGACGAAUUCGGAUAGAGGAGUUCUGCUGAAAGAGGAACAACAAAAAGAGGUAGCUAAGGAGGCUGAAGAAUUGCAGAACUACUGUGUUAGCGAACCAGUGAAAUGCCCUCUCAUUUUCGGAGACUGGGAUGUGGUGUACUGCUCAGUGCCAACAUCACCCGGGGGUGGCUACAGAAGUACGUUGGGGCGCCUUUUUUUUAAAACAAAGGAGAUGAUUCAAGUUAUUGAAGCUCCUGACAUUGUCAAGAACAAAGUCUCCUUCUCCGUUUUCGGGUUCCUGGAUGGAGAGGUCUCUUUAACAGGAAAGUUGAAGGCUCUGGAUGAUAAGUGGAUCCAAGUUAUAUUUGAGCCCCCAGAACUCAAGGUUGGAGCCUUGGAUUUCAGGUACGGCGGUGAAAGCGAGGUUAAACUCCAGAUUACAUACAUAGAUGACAAGGUCAGGUUGGGGAAGGGCUCUAGAGGCUCUCUAUUUGUUUUCCAGAGACGCGGUAGUUCCACCUAAAAAGACUAUCGGUAGGCAAGAACCGUCCUCCCUGUAAAACGUAAUGCUUCAGCGCUGUGCAUCUCAUCAUCUUAACUUUCUAAGAUUAUCAUGUUACAAGUGUUCAUAGUUUUUAUCUUUGUGUGAUGUUUUAACUCUGUUGAACAUAAGGUCUAAUGAUCUAUUAGGUUUACAUAGUUACAUUCGUGAA